CCUGCAGUCCGGCCUGGGACCAUCUGGCCCUGGAUCCCCUCUAAUUAUCCCUGGGGCCCGGCCCAGUUCGCGCUCUAACCGAGGAAGGGCACUCCGGACUACUUAAGGACCUCGCCAGCAUCAGCCGAGUUUCACCAUUACAGCUCUGGACUGAAAGCCUGCAGGAGGGUCUCUGGCAGAAGCAGCGGGAUUAUCGAAAUAAGCAGCGGGACUAUCGAAAGCCGCCAGGAUGUCCAUCGCCAGCACGGCGGCGCAGGCCAUGCUGUCGGACUCGCUGCUGAGCGAGGGCUCCGGGGACAACCGCAUACGCACCCUGGAGCUGGAGCUGCCCCUGGACAGGGUCAUCAAGUUCAUCUCCGUGGGCCUGCCCCUGCUGCUGGUGUCCAUGGCGUUCGCCCGCGAGAUUUCCCUGGGCCCUCAGAUCAGCUGUUUCCCCCCAAAUAACUUCACAGUCAAGCAGGCCAGCUAUGUGGACACGUACUGCUGGGACUCGCUAAUGCACCACGAGUUUGACGGCGAUGGCAACUUUGAGGAGCGCUCUCUCUGGGUCCACAAAAUGUUCCCAUAUUCACUCUUGGCAAUGGCGGUGAUGAUGUACUUGCCUGCUCUGAUCUGGCGCUUCCUGGUGACACCCUGCCUGGGGUCAGACCUGCUCUUCAUCAUCGACGAGCUGGACAAAGGCUACAACCGCUCUGUCCGGCUGGCCCAGAGCAUCCUGGAGCUGCAGCACACCACAUCCAACCCGCUGGAGUUUCAGGCCGAGCUGGAGAGAGCAAAGCGGAAGCGCUACUUUGAGUACCCCCUGCUGGAGAGAUACAUGCAGUGCAAACAGCGCUCCUACUUCCUGGUCAGCAUGCUGUUCCUGCGUGGCUUCCUGCUCCUCACCUUCAUGUCGGCCUCCUGCCUCUACCUGGUCUACUUCCACCUCUCGGCCUUCCUCCAGGACGAGUUCAGCUGUUUCGUGAGGACCGGGCUGCUCCGUGACCAGCCCUGGGUCCCCGAGCUGGUCCAGUGCAAGAUGACCGGGCUGCUGGUCUUCCAAGUCAUCAGCGUGGCCAACGGCGCCGUCUACGUACUCCUGGCUCCCAUCAUCCUCUUCAGCCUGCUGCGCCUCUUCUGCUGGGACACCGGCUUCCUGUCCCUGUACGAGGUGCUGCCCUCGCUGGGCCUCAUCCGCGGCCGCAAGCUGGGCUGCCCCCUCAACGACCUCAACGUGCUCCUCCUCUUCCUCCGCGCCAACGUCUCGCACCUGCGCUCCUUCGGGCGCCUGAGGGCCGUGUGCUCCAUGGCGCCCGCCCAGCUGGCGCGCGGCUGGGGCAAGGGCGGCCGCGGAGGGGAGGAGUAUGAGGAGGCCAUGGAGGAGAGGGAGGAGCAGGAGGAGGAGAUGCGGGAGGCCAGGGAGGAGGGCCGCCACAACCUGGUGGACAUCAUGACCCUCCUGGGCGGGGCCAGAGCCAACGGCAGCAGCUGCAAGGACCACAGGCCUCUGGUAGAGGAAAAUUUGAGUCUUGGUACCGUAACCCUAAUCUACAUAAUCAAAAGCAUAAUAUUUCUGAGUAUUUUUGUCAUCAUCAUAUGGAAUGUUCAGAAAAUAAUCAAAUGAAUCAGUUACAUGUUAUGGUCCCCUGUGAUUUUGUCAUUCAGAAGCACCGUAAACUGUGAUGAUGGAAAUAUGAGGCAUUUCUUUUUCUAUAGCAGUGUGUAUAAUACUAAUCAACAUUACACAAAUGUAUAGAACUAAUAUCGUUUUCCCCAGCUUUCUCUUCUGUAUAUACAAUCCAAAAAGACAGGUGUAAAGAAUGCAUUUAUAGGCAAUAUUUAUAAUGUCCCUGUGCCUUUUUACUGAGAUAAAAAAGUCUUCUAAAAAUAUUCUGUACAGCUUCUACGGUUUUUAAAUGACAUGUUUGCAUUCAGAUAUUAUGCAAAAGAUAUUGUUGCCUAAUGUGAUGAAAAUGGUAUGAUGUAUUAUAAUAGCUACAUAUCCUCAAGACACUUUACAGAAAGGCGAGGGGGAGGAGGGGGUUAUGACAUUUCAAAUUCUAAAAGAGUCCUGAAGGAAAUGUCAGAUUAGUGACCUUAAGCUAGAGCUAACAGGCCUCAAAACCCCUAACCCCACUCUCUGUCUCUUCACAGAGCCCUGUAACCACCAGGGGUACCAUGAAUUGAAGGAGACUCCGUCAUAUAGUUUCUCCUAGAACACACCGCCCCGCACCCCCUUCCCCACCAAUGGACUGACUGACCCAGCAAAGGGAGGUGGUGUGUGGCAGUGUCGCUGAAGUGUUGAUAUGACUAAACCGCUUCAGCUGGGGGAGGGCAGGGGGGUGAUUAAAAUCCAUUAAAUUCCAAAAAGCCUCCCUUAAAAUGCCAAUUAUAGGGGAAUUUACAUUUUUUUUUUAUUUUAAGAUUGUGAAACCCUAUUGCUGUUUAUGAGUUCUUCUCCUUCUUUAUGUAAGAUUUACUUGAUGUAUUUAAAAUAUGCAUAUUUAUGUGAAAUCAUACCAAAUAAAGCUGU
Molecule: messenger RNA, 2512 nt
Organism: Anguilla anguilla (European eel)
Lineage: Eukaryota; Metazoa; Chordata; Actinopteri; Anguilliformes; Anguillidae
Gene: panx3
Product: pannexin 3
Exons: 5
Coding region: 230-1603 (457 amino acids)
Biological process (GO): positive regulation of interleukin-1 production; monoatomic cation transport
Molecular function (GO): channel activity
Source: RefSeq, a predicted model, not a curated record